Messenger RNA from Lutzomyia longipalpis, 2377 nucleotides. RefSeq names its product transmembrane protease serine 9-like. Gene Ontology annotation, molecular function: serine-type endopeptidase activity. The coding region runs from base 473 to 2026 and encodes 517 amino acids. The record is from RefSeq and is a predicted model, not a curated record. Gene Ontology annotation, biological process: proteolysis. The transcript is spliced from 8 exons. Lineage: Eukaryota; Metazoa; Arthropoda; Insecta; Diptera; Psychodidae.
UGAGAACCACGAUGGCAAUGUUCGUCUCCGAGUGCGGGCUCUUGUCACCUUGGUGGGGGCUCAUAUAUAAUACAGAUCGUCGUCGAUCGAGCACUCCAGUUUUACCCAAAAGACUCACGCGGAAUAUUCUUCCGUUCAAUGUCAGGGACACUGCGUGUUGUGAUAUUCAGUAUAAUAUAAAGUGAUCAAGUGAAAGAAGUCUCAAUUUUUUCUUUAAUUUUUCAAUCAAUUCUUAGAAGAAGUUCUUUUUUUGGUGGAAGAUUAAAAAAAAGUGAUCAAGUGAUUUGCAUAGAAUCGCAGAAUUCUUUUGAUCUUUUCCAGACGUGUAACCAACGAUUGCAAAAAAAAAGGAAAGAGAUCCACAAUUUGGGUGUUCUUUUGAGAGAAUUUGUUUUUUUUUUCACCCCCCAAAAGAGGAAAAAACAUAUUUUUGUGAUCAAUCGUUUGUGGGGCCUUUGUCCUCUCAAUCAAGAUGAAAUUAAUUGUCUUGUUGGUGAUCUUUUGUGCUAAGGCACAACAUUUGUACGGUGACACGAUGGAAAUGGAUGAUUCAAUUGUAAUUCAUGCUGCUCAGAGGACUCCAAGGCAGGUACUUGGUCUACCCACGCGAGAGACAACAAUUUGGGGGAAUGUUAUCCAAGAGGGAAGUGCAUGCCUCACAUCUCGUGGCCAUUUGGGCUUCUGCACGUCCGUCAAACAUUGCUACCCCUACUUUAAGCUACCCAAUUUGGGACUCUGGGAAUCCUGGGUACUUGGAAACUACGACACCUGCACCUAUUUUGACGCCAAAGGCUCACCUGCAUUUGGUGUCUGCUGUACAAAUCCCAUUACUCUACCCCCAUCCACAACGGCACCAUCAACGGAGGAAGAGGAAAUGACAAAACCCGAAGCUCCAGAGAAGCCAAAUGAGGAGGAAACCGAAGAGAUGGAAAAGCCAGAAGAUAAACCAGAUGCAAACAAGAGUCCCGGCGUGUGGCCCCCACCUGUACCGACACAUCCACCAAAUCACACACCCGCUACGCAUCCACCAUGGAUCACUGGUGGUGUUGCCGGAGGGCCCAUUGCUGGGGUACCCAUAGCCGGUGUCCCCGUUGCCCCUGCAGCCACGAAACCCACAACAAAACGCCCCAGCGUUGCCACAACCUGGCCCACACGUCCUCCCGUCUUCCAGUGGCCUCCAACAACCACACCAAGUCCCGCCCUGCCCACGCGUCCCAGCACAACGACAACAGCCCCACAAGCCCCUCAGGCUCCCCCAUCGGGAAUCAACACGAAUUGUGGCGUGAAAAAUGGCUACCAGGACUCUGAGAGGAUUGUCGGUGGACACAAUGCCGAUCCCAAUGAGUGGCCAUGGAUUGCAGUACUCUUCAAUGGUGGACGACAAUUCUGUGGGGGAUCCCUCAUCGAUAGUCAGCACGUUCUCACGGCAGCCCAUUGUGUAGCACAUAUGAGUUCGUGGGAUGUAGCUCGAUUAACCGUUCAACUGGGAGAUCACAACAUUCGUUCAGCUACAGAGGUGGUCCACGAGACGCGUCACGUUAAACGAGUUGUCCGCCACAGAGGAUUUGAUUCACGUACUCUGUACGACGAUAUUGCUCUUUUGACCCUUGACCGUCCUGUGACAUUCUCCUCAUCAAUUCGACCAAUCUGCUUGCCACCAUCAAAUGAUGUUCGAUCCUACAAUGGGAAGACCGCUGUUGCCAUCGGAUGGGGGAGUUUGAGAGAAAACGGCCCUCAGCCAUCGAUUCUACAAGAAGUUAGCAUUCCAAUUUGGAGCAAUGAGCAGUGUGCUAGGAAGUACGGAUCAGCUGCACCUGCUGGUAUUACGCAAAACAUGCUCUGUGCUGGACAGGAUAAUCGGGAUUCUUGCAGUGGUGAUUCUGGUGGACCCCUCAUGGUAAAUGAUGGCAAAUGGACGCAGGUGGGUGUCGUGUCUUGGGGCAUUGGUUGUGGUAAAGGUCAAUAUCCAGGUGUCUACACGCGAGUCUCCAACUUUAUGCCAUGGAUCAUGAAAAAUCUCUCCUAAAAACACUUCUGUGCCCUUCAAAAGGAUGGCUCUUCUGGUAGCAAAAAUAAAAUCUUCAUUAUUCUGAAGAUUUGACGCGUAAAUAUAUUAAUGAAUUUGUAUGCCAUAUUUGUAAGGAAAUAAUUUCAGAUUUAUUUUAUAAUUUAUAUAAUGUGAAUUUAAUGAUAAGAAAGUAUAGGUAUAUUGUAUGUCUGUGAAGGAAAAAUCAAGCUUUUCUUGCUUGAUUUUUUUGGGGAAGAAAAAAAAAAAGGAAUUUAGACGAGAUUUUUUGAUUGUAAAGAAAAAACUUUAAUUUGAAAAGAAAUUUUUAAAAAUGCAAAACUAUAAGUACUCUGCGUUGAUACCACUGCU